AUGGGCGCUAAUCUAGUGCACGUGCACGAGCCGUCAUUACAGUCACCUCAUGAGCAGACGACCACGUCCCUAGGUUCUCUCCAGUUCUCCGACAUCCUAGCUUCCUCAUCAACUUCUUCACUCCGUAUUAGAGAAUAUCCACAUAGACAACGGGAAAUGGUGGUCCCGCUCAUAUGGCAAGAGAGCACACAUACAAUCGACGUCCGCCCCCUCGAUCGCGAGGCGUGCAUAGAGCAGUCUCGCGCUGUCCGCCGGUUCCUCGACAUUCCUCUCCUCACGAAGUUUAUCGAUGGCUCGUAUAAGGACAUUUCAGAAGAGAAAGCGGAUAAGAGGAAUAGGUUUGUCAAGUUGAUGGGAAAGGGAAACGGCGCGAGAGGGACGAAAAGGCAGAGAGAGGGAGGUGGUGACUCACGUUCGUCGAGGAAGAAAGCGAAACGCAAUUCUGGCAAGGCCGCCCCUCCUGUCGCGGUGGUGAACGACAUAGAAGAUAUUAUUAUUACCGAAUCUGUGCCAGAUAUUUCAAUGGACGACAAUACUCCCGACCCUGUCACAAACGAGCACCAGCACACGUCCAACGACGCUGUACACGCAGUUGCAGCAGAGCCUGCGCCGACCAAGCCAAUGUUUACCCUCCUUCUCCAAGUCAACCUCAAGCUUGUUUGCGGUACUGAGGCGGCAAAUUUCUCCCCCUCCUCCAAGUUGCACAAGUUGUGCUCGCUGAACACGCUUCACAAGGAUGAAGAGGGCCUCAUCGCGCUCAUUCAGCGGUUACUUCAUCAUACCCCGUCUUCAAGCGGUCCUAUCGAGCUAGGACAUGUCAACCUACGCCCUUGGGGGACGAAUCUACAUGUGCAUGGGCGCAUCAAUGACAAACGCGAGACCUUGCCAAUGUUCACUUUCAAGCCGCCUGUGCCAUUCGGGGGAGAAGCAGAGGACUGGGACUUUCCUAUCCCCGUGUACUCUUCUUCUUCCUCCAUCCUGCACGCUGCCCUUCACCUGUGCGGUCUUCCCGAGCCGCGCGUGCGCAUACAUGCCAUCUUGCUCGCAGAUAACGCCGUCAUCACUACCUGGCGAGGAAAGCAAGCUCCUCUCGGGGUCCAGUUCUACCUCUCUGUAUCCCUCGAUAUCCUACCCUCUAUGCUCUCCGACCCCGGGUCGCUCCCUCUUCCGGCACAAGAAGCCCAGCGCCUUCUUCUGUCACACGUGUUUUCCCCUCCCCCUGGACCCCCCAACUAUCCCGGCUCGACAAACAUCCACUGGUUCUACGAGCUGCUGGGGCCAGCACCUGACCUUCCCGAAGGGGAGGAGGCACGCUAUCAACCGGAAAAGCUAGAUGCGAAUCUUCUUCCCUUUCAACGCAGGUCCGUGGCGUGGCUCCUCCAGCGAGAAGGGGUCCUCCUUCCCCCUACGUCCCAUGGCUCCUCAAUACCGCCAGUGGAGGACGCAUGCUUCCUCUAUCAGCGUGCCCUGAGCCCAUUUGUUCCUGCGGAAAAGGAACUAUGGUUCUCCCCCCUCAUGGGUAGUCUCCUCCCUUCCCCACCGUCCGACCUCGCCAUUCGCGCUGGGGCAGACGGCAUCAUCGGUGGCAUGCUCAGCGAGGAAAUGGGCCUGGGGAAGACACUUGAGUGUCUUGCGCUCAUCCUUCUCUCCCCUCCUCCUGUCAGCAGAGGCCCCGAAACUGUGCGUGCCCAGAUGGUGUACGACCUCUCAGGAGAAGCACGCGAGACGCGCGUGCGCGAAGUCGGGACAACGCUGAUCGUAAGCCCUGCGAGUUUGCAGCAACAAUGGGCGGACGAGAUCGCACUCCAUGCGCCGGAGUUGAAGGUGUUGGUAUAUAAGGGAUGGAAGAAGGAGAUCGAGGGCGUCGGAAAGGAAAGGAGGUCUGGAGGCAGGACCAAGGGAACGAAAGAUGAAGAGGAGAAGGAGAAUGAUGACGAUACGUUUCUUUCUACCUGGGCGACUGCAACCCACAAAUACGACAUCGUCCUAACGACGUAUGAUGACAUCCGGAAAGAGUUCUAUGUAUCCCAGCCACGCAAGCCUCGGCCAAAACGGGACACGGCUGUGUACACUCAUCCCGAGGGGGCAGACGCAGUCAUACGCAGCCCACUGGUCAGCGUCGAAUGGUGGCGCGUGGUCAUGGACGAGGUUCAGCAGCAGGGGGACGGCAAGGCUGCAUCGGUGGUCAGCUUGAUUCCGAGGCGGUCGUCAGUUGCUAUAUCAGGCACACCGGUGGAUGACGAGAUCCGUGAUCUGUUUCAAGUCCUCAAGUUCCUGCGCGUGCCCAUCCUUUCCGACUCUCCUCGUCUCUGGACGAGACUGCUAAAACCUGCUUUCGCGCCUCAUUUUCAAGAGCUCUUUCAACGUAUCGGGAUACGGACGCUCAAGAAGAAGGUUGCAGACGAGUUAACGAUCCCACCGCAACGUCGGUAUCUGGUGCCGGUUGAGUUGGGGCCCGUGGAACGACAUCUCUAUAACGAUCUCCUUGAUUCAGCCUACAGUGCCUUGGGUGUCGAUUCACUCGGAAAUGCUCUUGGCGGAAGCGGCGAGCUCGAGGUUUCUCAACUUCGCACUUGGCUGCUCCGAUUACGACAGAGCUGUACGCAUCCGCAGAUUGGUCAAAUGCACAGAAAUGACCGCGUACUUGGCGGUGCUUUGAGGACGAUUGGGGAAGUGUUGGAGCUCAUGCGGUAUCAGAAUCGGCAGAUUAUUCUCAAUGAGAAGCGCGAUAGACUCGCACAUCGAGUCAGACUCGCCCUUAUGCUGCAGCUCGACGAGUCCAAUGCUGCCCGAUGGAAACAGUCCUUGGAGCUCUUUCUUGCCCUCAAGUCCGACGUUCAAUCUCUUGUGGACGAAGUCAAAGGCAUUCUUGACGUGCAGAUUUUCGCCGCUCGAGCGGAGCGCAAGGCUGCGAGGGAGAAGGCCAACGGUCUCUCGGAUAGCUAUUUGCUUGAAGAUGGAUCUCGCCCUGCCAAGCGAAAGGGCAAGGAUGUGGAGCCAGAUGGGUAUGAGACGGACGACGACGACGAGUGGGCGCAUGACGAAGAAACCGCAGAAGAGAGCAAGGGCAGAGGAGUGCAUAAGGAGAACAGGGUCAAAACCUCCCAUGUUCGCAUCAGGGAGUGUUUUGUCCUGCAGCACAAGAUAUUUUUUUCCCUCGGUGAUUUGUACCACAAGGUGGCUAAGCAAGAGGAGGAUGCAGCGUACGCUGACGCCGAGACCGUGCGUCGUGCCGUGCUGAAGAACACGGAGGACCUAGCACUCCGCGCAAUGUACAAGCUUACGCACGAGGUGGCGGAGAAGGGUGUGAACGAACGAGAACUAGAGGUUGAACUGUGCGGUAAACCGGGACUGCGGGCCGGUCUGUUGUUCGAUGAAGCCAAUGACAUUAUCGAACUCCUGAAUGACCAGCGUGAGUUAUUAUGGAAGUGGCGCGGCAUGAUUUAUACUCGACUGACCCAGAAGCUCACGACUGCUGAAGGUGAAGAGGCAAGCGGGGAAGAAUACACGCAUGCUCUUGAUGCCCAAGGCGAAGCAGAAGCCUAUAUAGUCGUGUAUGCUGCCCUGCUCGCCGACCGCAAGGAGGCGCUUUCACAGGAGCGAACUAUCCUUGCGGUUCACGAAUCACGGGAGAAGAAGGCUCGUGAUACUCGAGCCGCUCUGAAUGCAGGUCUUGAAAAUACCUUGUCUGGGGCACCCGCCGCAAUGGAACCCCAGAACGAAGUAUUGAUGAGGCAAUUGACGGAUGAAAGAAGGAGCAUGCGAGAUGCACAUUCGAAGAGAUCCUUGAAGAACGUCUUCCCCGAGAUGAGUGGAUUGGCUGAUCGUCACGACAAGGAGAUGGAAGGCGUCAUUCUGAGGAGUGAAGCAAUGAGACUGAGGAGGAUCGUGACUGAUCAAGACGUACUAUGCAGUCGCCUAGAGUCGGAACUGGCGAUCUUUCGACAAGCCUUCAAUGGCCGUAUCGUAUAUUUCCGUCAACUUCAAGAGCUGUCGGACUCAGUAAUGGACUUUGACGUGAAGGAGCUUGGGGUCCAAUCGCUCGCGGAAGCGAUCCGCGAAGCGGAGGAGAAGGUUCACAAGUUCGACGACACAUUGCGUACACUACAAGCCAAGCAGCGCUAUUUGGAAUACAUGGAUGAGGGGCAGACGAACGAAGCACUAGGUAUGGACAACACGGAAACGAGGGAAUGUGUUCUCUGCGCGUGUGGAUUCGAAAACGGAUGCUUGACGGCUUGCGGACACAUUUACUGCGAGGAUUGCCUGAAUGCCUGGCUGAAGAAACGCGGGACCAAGUUUUGUCCCGUCUGCCGCCAACCAUUGUCCAAGCAAACGAUUCAUAGAAUUGUCUUCCACGCGGGGGAGAAGGUAGACGAGGGAGAAGAGCUUGUCGAGCCUGAAGGCGCCCACAUCGACUAUAACGUGAUGGAUCUAGAGCUACUACGCGAAAUAGACGACAUAGAGGCGCAUGGGAACUAUGGCAGCAAGGUGCAGGCACUUGUGAAACAUUUGUUAUACCUGAAGAAGAAGGAGCCUGAGGCCAAAUCGAUAGUCUUUUCUGCGUGGAUGGACUCGCUUAACAUUAUCGCCCGUGCGUUGCAGGAGAACGACAUCUCGUGCAUCCGCGUCGAAGCAGGGCGAAAUGCAGCGCGUGAGUUUAGACUCGACCCGGUGUGUCGUGUCCUACUACUCCACGGCGAGCGGGAGAACGCAGGUUUAAAUGUGACGUGCGCGAAUCGGGUCUUUCUUCUGGAGCCCGUGGUGAAUCAUGCGUUUGAGGUGCAGGCUAUCGGCCGGGUCGACCGAAUGGGUCAGACACGGAACACUGAGGUCUAUUGCUACUAUGCGAUUGAUACUGUCGAAAAAGGCGUGCUAGACCUAGCAGCAAGGAAAGGCGUGUCGAUCUACACCAAGGGGCAUGCACGAGGAACGCUGAAUAUGAGCGAGUUGGGGGAUGAAGGUUUGCGUAACUCGCCUAGAAAGGGACCGAAAGGCAAGGGUGACUUUAUGGCAAAGACCGACGAUAUGAUGGCCAUAGUGUUCCCACACCUGGCGGAAGUGCCGCAUGACGGUAGCGUCAUAGAAGUGGACAUCGAUGCUGAAGAAGAGAUGCAGCGAGAAAUUCAGAGGCGUCAAGCGGCAGCGGCGGCCGAACGGCGGAAGGCAAUGCAGGCCGGGCCGUCGAGCCGCCAGGAGGCGGGGUGA
Molecule: messenger RNA, 5205 nt
Organism: Dacryopinax primogenitus
Lineage: Eukaryota; Fungi; Basidiomycota; Dacrymycetes; Dacrymycetales; Dacrymycetaceae
Exons: 15
Coding region: 1-5205 (1734 amino acids)
Biological process (GO): protein polyubiquitination; DNA damage response
Cellular component (GO): nucleus
Molecular function (GO): ATP binding; ATP-dependent chromatin remodeler activity; ubiquitin protein ligase activity
Source: RefSeq, a predicted model, not a curated record